This is a messenger RNA of Boeremia exigua, 2629 nucleotides long. RefSeq lists its product as uncharacterized. Bases 82 to 2394 code for a protein of 770 amino acids. The transcript has 2 exons. The record is from RefSeq and is a predicted model, not a curated record. NCBI's taxonomy places the organism in Eukaryota, Fungi, Ascomycota, Dothideomycetes, Pleosporales, Didymellaceae.
CCCACUACUACAGAUCUAUUUCAAUUGCGCAUUCGCCCAGACCUGGCAUCUAUCACUGGACUGGUCCCCCAUCCCUAAGAUAUGUUGAGCACACCGGCUCCAAGGAACACAAAAUCAGAGCAACCAUACCUCGGUAAUACGAAUCAUGCAUCGUACUUACAUGCUUCAAAGGUCGCCAACGACCAGAAUCAAACGAGAUUUUGUUCAUCAGGCAGCAGCGUCACGCAAAGCUGGAAAUCCACGGAUCUAAAACCACCAUAUGCACAAGCACCUGCUUCGACACCACACGCCCCUGCACGAGUAACAGCAACAACGACCGGUGCCGCAAAUCAGAAGGUACCCCGCGCACCGGCAAGGUCAUUAUCUGUAUACAGAUCUGUAAGCAAUGGUGCUGCUUCAGUUGCUUCCAGUAAAGCUUCUGCGCCUGGCCGCACUGGGUCUUGGCAACCGCAACAGUACGAUAUCCCACGUCUGACAAAGACCCCUUGGGAGAUUGAAAGACACCGGAGAAACACAACAUGGAAGCGCGCCGGGCCUGACAAGAAGCUUCCCGCUUUCGUGUUCAAGAAUUUACCAAGAGGGGUCUUUGAUUGCAUUGUCGCGCAGUUAGAGGAGAUCCAUCUGCAAAAGCAACCAUGUGUAUCGUGCUAUCUGAAAGACCUCCAUAGUCUCUCACUCACAAGUCGUGCCUGGGAUAGAGCCGCUACCUUACAGAUGUACGGAAAAGUCUACUUAACGCGGCAUGAAAAUCACCUGCAAUCACCAAAGGUGAAGGUCGAUGGGCCUAGUAGGCUACAGCUCCUCAGAAAGACACUCCGAGAUCGUCCUCUGUUGGCGCGACUUGUCCGAGAACUGCAUCUAGCCGAACUCCAGACUUUGUAUCAGCAAGCAAGCAUUGAGCGCGAGGAAACCGUCAAUCUUGUCGCGUCCUUGGUGAUGGCUUGUCCCUCUCUAGAACGGGUCGUCGGUUUUCAUAUCCCAUAUACCCAGGCCUUCGACCGUCUUUCGUACGCACUAGCAACUAGAUCAAAGUUGCGAGAACGGGUGUGGCUGUUGUCAGAGCCAGAAGAUGACUACUCCGACGAAGAAGAUGAGAGUGAAGUCAACAAUUUCUAUGUCGCAGCUCGCGAUCCGACAGAGCACUUCCUAGACCUACAUUCUGGUCAUUCCCUGUUGACUACCCUGGUAUUGCAUCGCAAUCCAGGUGAGUUUUCCCCGUCGCUAAAUUUUCGUGCAAUCAUUGGAACUUUUCGACAGCUUCCCAUGUUACAGCAUUUAUCCAUCUCCGGUCUUUCAGCUACAUCUUUCACCAAUCUAACGCUCAAUGCUCUACCAUCAAGGCUGCGCUCUCUGCGUCUCGAGAACCUUCCUGGUAUCAACGACAAGGGGCUGCAGAAGUUUAUAAAUUCGCACCUCUCAACCUGUAUUAAAUCGUUGACACUGAUCAAUCUUGAGCUUUCAGAUUUAGUUACAGUCACAUAUAUCCUUUCUGGACACCUCAACGACCUGAAACGAUUUACGUUGGCGCAAUAUCGAACACCAGAUCUAGGACGGCGAAUCUCAUUACCCGAACUUUUGAGCCAAUCGCUCCAGUUUUUACAUGUUGAAUUUCGAUCUCAGUCCUCCCCAGCAAUCGACCCUUUCUCGACAGAGUCUCGGAAAUCCAUGCAAUUUCCCUUUAUAAAUUCCGAACCGAUUUCGUGCCUUGCUACGGCGCUGUUAGCAACAAGCAUCAGGAAAGGUGCCUUUCCAGCGCUACGAAGAGUACGUAUUCCAUACGACCCACAGGGACUGAUUCAAGCGGUCUGUAAGCCCCGCGCAACUGUACUAGUUCCUUCGGAUACUUCUUUCUUCGCACACCCACUGCAGAAAGCCGGCUCACACGGAUACACUAUCAUGGUCGAUACGCACGUUUCGAGCAUCAAGUCAUCCGAUGCUGGCGACAGUCCUUGCGUGGUCUCGCUUAGUCCUCGUGCGGAUUCUGCGAUUGAUUCGCCCAUCUCCGACAACAGCCUGAGCUCCCCUGCUCUUCAACCAUCGAAGGCUCGACUCGCAGCUCAAGCCCGCAUUAUUGCCGCUCGCAAGACCCCCCUCGUCACCUUGCGCGUUUAUGAUCCGGAGGGAGAAAUUCAUCUUGAAAGUGGUAUCGGUGGCUUCAUUGGAGACAUCAAGAGCAACAUACUAUACGAUCUGAAACCAGAUGCAAGCCGAUGGCCUGGUAGCCGCGACCAAAGUGGACCACCCCAACCGGAAUGGACAACUGGUAUUGAAGACCUUGUGGACGAGCGUACGGCUCCUAAUGAUGAGGCGCGUGAACGCUACCGGGGUGAAUGCGGACAUCGAAUUUGCGGCAGAAGAGGAUGCAACCCUGUGAAAGUCUGGGAAUUGUUCUGAGCGGCGCAAUGCAUAUACUUCAUAUGCUUCUCGUCUUCAUUGAUACCCUUUCAUUAGAGAGUAUAUGCAAGUUUUAGAUACCGCCCGAUAAUCACGACGUAAUAUAAUACGAACACCCACCUAGAUGUGCACGAUCGGCUGAAGUACGACUAUUUUAGAUCUGCUUGUCGACCGCACGAGCUGUGUGCCGGUCCCAGAUACCACUCUCGACGUCGCCUGACGCCAAAGCGGCAAG